This is a messenger RNA of Paramecium tetraurelia, 999 nucleotides long. RefSeq lists its product as uncharacterized. Lineage: Eukaryota; Ciliophora; Oligohymenophorea; Peniculida; Parameciidae. The transcript has a single exon. The record is from RefSeq and is a predicted model, not a curated record.
AUGAAGUUUUUACUUUUUGUUUCCUUCGUUGUGACUCUAUCCUAUGCACAAAAAAGCUUAGCAUUUUGUGAUGAGUACAUAGAAUUUGAUAUCUCAUUUUAUGGGAAAUUUAUUUCUAAUGUAAAACUUUCAAACACAACAGAUGCUAUUCUUGCUGAUUACAGAAUUAUGAUCAUUGAUAAUGAACUUAAUGUAUUAAGCUCAAUUUCUAUUCCUAAAACGAACAACUCUACUUGUAGUUGGAUUUUUACUCCCAUUUCAGGAUAUUUUUUCAUUGGUUGUCAAAAGGGUGCAGACUCUCCAUACUUAAUUGCAUACAAAAGCAUAAAUGAGACUCACUAUUCGCAAUUUGGGGAUAUUGUGUAAUUCCCCAUUGUUAAUUCAACUGUGAUAAAAAUAACAGGGUCGGAUAAUACAUUAUUUACAGUUGAAACUACAAAAGUCACAUUAUUUACAUUAGUUAUGUCAGCAGCAGAUUGGAGUAUUAAAACUACUUAGAAUGUGCUUGAUAAAAAUUAUUUCAGUCGAACAUCUGAAAUUAAUAUUACUGAUAUAACUUUUUUGCCAUAUGUUUAAGACAGCAUGAAAUACCUUAAAAUUAUGGUUACGGAAUUCAAUGUUGGUUCUUUUUGGAUCGAUGCUCUUGUGAAAAAUAACAUUGUAUCCCCAUUUAGAACUGGUAACAUUUUCCCCAAUCUCUCAUGGACUAAGUAUUAAUCCGUGACGAUUCAUUCAACUACUUCAAAUGUUUCAAUGAUCUCAAUGACUUACUAUACUACAUAAAAUAGUCCUAUGUCCUAUAAAGUAGUAGUUAAUUCAGUUGCUUCAACAAGUUUAACUACAAAUUUUCUUUACACAUAAAGCGGUUGGCAACAUUAAAUAGCUGUUCUCAAAUCUGGAAAUGUAGAAGCAAUUAUGUAUAGGAACCCUUUAAAACAGACCAUAUUAUAUAUCUAUAUAUGUAGUAAUAGCUCCAGCCACAUCCGUAAAUUAAGAUGA